UACCGGUGAGGCAGGCAGGCAGCGGCUGGCAGACAAAGGCGAGCAGAGGCGGCGUGGAGUUUUUUUCCCCCCUGCAGCAUUGACUCACGCGCUUACACACGCACCCGCUCCGACACACUCCCACUUGAGCACACUCUCCGUUCACUGCUACAAGCACCCACGCAGACUCUGUGGAGCUGGUCCACCCCCCUCCCACCGCACAUCUCUCUAAAGUACACCAACUCUCGCUCACCAUGGAGCUCGACUUUGCACACUUUGACGAGCGAGACAAGGCGUCCCGGACCCCGCGCGGCGGCCGCUUGAACGGACUCCCCAGCCCGACGCACAGCGCCCACUGCAGCUUCUACCGCACGCGCACCCUGCAAACCCUGAGCAACGAGAAGAAGGCCAAGAAGGUGCGCUUCUACCGCAACGGAGACCGCUACUUCAAGGGCAUCGUGUACGCCGUGGCAGCCGACAGAUUUCGCACCUUCGACGCGCUGCUGGCCGACCUGACUCGCUCGCUGGCCGACCACAUCAACUUGCCUCAGGGUGUCCGCUUUAUCUUCACCAUUGAUGGCGCCAGUAAGAUCUCGGCACUGGAUGAACUAGAAGAAGGGGAGAGCUACGUUUGCGCUUCAGAGAACUCCUUCAAGAAGGUCGACUACACGAAGAACGUCAACCCCAACUGGUCGGUGAAUGUCAAGGCCUCGGCCAACCAGAAGAGCAUUCAGUCGUUGGCGGCCCGCGCUGCCAGCGAGCCCAGGGAGCAAAGCAAAGACUUUGUUCGACCCAAGCUGGUGACGGUGAUGCGCAGCGGCGUCAAACCGCGCAAGGCCGUGCGCGUCCUGCUCAACAAGAAGACGGCGCACUCUUUCGAGCAGGUGCUCACCGACAUCACGGAGGCCAUCAAGCUUGAAAGCGGGGUGGUCAAAAGGAUCUACACGCUGGAUGGCAAGCAGGUUACUUGCCUUCAAGACUUCUUUGGGGACGAUGACGUCUUCAUUGCAUGCGGACCUGAGAAAUUCCGCUACGCCCAGGAUGACUUCUCUCUGGAUGAGAAUGAGUGCAGGGUGAUGAAGAAUCAGAAAGCUCAUCGUAGUUUGAUCAAGAGUCCCGGAUCGGUCAAACGCUGCAAGUCCCCUGCUGAAUCAACCAACGGGACGGGCUCCAGCAGCCAAAUUUCCACCCCGGUCUCAAAGCACUCCCCCACCUCCACCCCUACCAGUCCUGCACUUGGCACCCAGCAGAAGGACCUCUACCUGCCCCUAUCUCUGGAUGACGAUGAUUCUGUCGGGGAGUCCAUGUAGACACUAAACUCCCCCAAACCCACGUAGCUUUCCAGCUCUUCUUGAGUGCCACCUUAUGGUCUGGCAGAUCCACUGAUGUGGCAACUAGAAUUCCUUUGCUGCUUGAGAACACACACACACACUUUUUUCUUUUUAAUUUAUUUUUCAAAUCAAUUUGUUCACCACCAAAAUAUUCCUCUCACCAUGACACCCGUAUAGUUUUCACUUUGUUUUUUGAGGACACCUGUCACUCCAAUCACAAAAUCCCGAGCAGCAAAAUGGGUGAUUUUUGAGGUCAAAUAUGAAUUUUUGUAAGACUUUCUAUCUGUGACGUCCUCACCUUGUUAGGGCAUACAACCUCCCCCACCCAAGGAAGGUCCAGUGUUCUGAACCUGCUGUAAAUACUGUGCAUAGUUCUGCUAACCGUUUGUUUUUCCCGUUACCAUUGCUGUGCUUCCAUAACAUUUGCUCAACUUUUUCAGUCUGGAGUCAAAGUAAAAGAGGAACUCUUGGGGUAAAUGUGUGGAAAGAUAUCCUGUAAAGAUCAAUAAUGGCAAUAACUUCAAAGACAUUGGGGGGGCAUUGCACACAUUCCUCAGCUGAUGCUUCUUUUAAAUUGGCUCCAUACAUACAGUAGCAGGCUAUACCUGGUGACAUCAUAUACUUUCUGUGUUGUACAUACUGCAUUGCAUGAUUCUGGUGAAUUACUUUAAAGCUUUAGGUGCAAAAAAAAUGCUGAUCUGAAGGACCUAAUGAUGCAUAAGAUUGACCAAAGUUCAACUUGUUAAAUUAGGCCAAUCAGCAGUGUUUUAGAAACGUUUUCAUAAGUCACAGAUAAAUGAGUAAAGGUCACAAAGCCAAAGUGUGGCAGGAUUUAUUUAAAAAUAAAUUCUGGAGAAACACACGGUGAUGUAAGCAUGUUUCUCCAAAGGCUCGCCAUAAUACAUGUUGCUUUUAAUAUCUUAUAAAGUUUAAUUUAUAUAUGAAGGGGUACCUGUCUUGAAUUUUUUCUCUACCUUUAACAAUGUGAGCUACGAGCGCUAGUACUUUUUUUUUUCAAGGCUCCAUGUGCAGCUCUUUUUAAAUAUAAUAGAGGUAUGUGUGUAUUUUUCUGAAGAGUUUUCUCAGGUUUUGCAGGCAAUCAAGCCUGAGACUCUUUUGAUUCAAUUGGAUGACACUGAAGCACAACCAGCUGCAGGCACUUUGAAUGUCUGCAUGGCACCAUUCCAAUGCAGGACCCCCCCCCCCCACGUGCUGCUUGUGUAGUAUCAUACCCCCGUUCAACACGUCUAUGCAUUUGGGUUUCAGGAAUAGUAAUGAAAUAUCCAUGCCGUUUGGCUAUGACGUCAUGAAAGUGGCAACAAGUUUAUACACACACGAAAAGCAGUUUUAAUCAUUUAUUUGAUAUCCUUCUAGUGUGGAGAAAUGCCAUAAAAUAGUGACAAAAAUGUCAUUAUGUUCUGCUAGUCAUGCUACUUGUGUGAUAGUCAACAAAAACUCGCAACAGUUUGCCAUCCGGCCAUCACUAAAUGCGCCUGUUAUUGCAAUCGUUUUCCAAUAGAGGGCGCUCUCAAGCAAGUUUUUGCUCGCCUUUUUAUGUAUCUCGUUUGUCCUCCUGCUUCAUUUCUACAGCAUACAAAACAAAACGUCUGUCUUGUGUAAACUGUCCUCCGCGACAUGGGAUGGCCAGUGCGGUUUCACCAUCCCCAACAUUGGUGCCUUGUUUUUGAUCAAAACAAGAAGUGCGCAAUCUUACUUGCUCUUUUUAACCACUUUUCCAAAUGAGGCCUACCCACAACGCUUGUUUUGUAGAUUUAGACACUCUAUCAUGGUGUAAAUACCCUGCCUCCCGUGCUUUUUUUAAUAUUCCACCUUUGCCUUUUCUCGUUAAAUAAAUGGUCUUUCUUUGGGAUUUAGAAAUGAUUUUUUUGGUGGUAUUUUGUCAAACAGUGGCUUGUUUCAGUGCUUCAUUCAAUGUAAUAAUUGACAUCAUUUUGCAAUUAAAAUAUUUGUACAAGUA
This is a messenger RNA of Hippocampus zosterae (dwarf seahorse), 3288 nucleotides long. Its product is annotated as neuronal migration protein doublecortin-like. Gene Ontology annotation, cellular component: axoneme. Lineage: Eukaryota; Metazoa; Chordata; Actinopteri; Syngnathiformes; Syngnathidae. Gene Ontology annotation, biological process: photoreceptor cell development; retina development in camera-type eye; intracellular signal transduction. The transcript is spliced from 7 exons. The record is from RefSeq and is a predicted model, not a curated record. The coding region runs from base 234 to 1289 and encodes 351 amino acids.